AUGGCCGAACAAAUCGUCGAGGAGAUGCUCGAGUGGCUCGUUGACUCCAACGAAGCUUUCAACCUAAAUCUCGUGCGCGCCGCCAGUGGCCAAGACGUCUUCGAAGAGCCUUUCAAUCCGGCUUUUACAUACCCCAUUUUCGGCGAGGAAGAGAAGAUCUUUGGCUACAAGGACCUCGAGCUCGACCUCCGCUUCCGCGCGCACGACCUCAAGCCUUCGUUUAGCAUUCAGCAUGGAGAAAAGUUCAAGGGCGUUGGAAAGACCCAGGCUAUGGACCUGAAGGCUAUGCUGAAGGAUUUCCUCUUGCCUGAGGUCCUCAAUGGUGACAGCUCGGCUGAGAACGGUUCCGCGGAUGGCUCGGAUAGCAAGUGGUCUCCCCCGGGGAAGCUCAUCAAGAAGUACACGCAACACGGCAGGAACUUCGAAAUCCGGUUCGGCAGCCUGACCGAUCCUGCUCUCAAGCAGAUCUUAGAGAACGCGCAGGUUCUCGUACCGUUGUUCAUCGAGGGUGGAACUCUGCAGGAUUUGAAGGAUGAGCAGUGGACAAUGGAGCGCUGGAAGCUUUUCCUGCUCUACGAGGUCACGCCUCUGGAAGACGACGAAACUUCGACGCCCUACACAUUCGUUGGUUUCGCUACCUCGUACCGCCUCUGGGUGUUCCCCACCAAGGAGAUACUCGCCCUCACCCAUGACACACCUGCCGCCCAUGCGGCAGAAAAGGAUCCUGUGACGGGGGUUUUCCUUGGCAAUUACAGCCCGCUCGAUGCCCCCUCGCGCGAGCGCAUCUCGCAAUUCAUCAUCAUUCCGCCCUUCCAGGGCCAAGGUCACGGAAGCCAUCUCUACAACUCGAUGAUGACCAUGUUCCUGAACGACAAGAACGUCUUCGAGGUCACGGUAGAGGAUCCGAACGAGGCGUUCGACGACAUGCGCGAUUGGUGCGACCUUGCACGUCUCCGCCAAAACCCGACAUUCGCGAACAUGACCAUUGCGGACAGCGUUCCCGCGGAGGCGUUGGCUCCUGAUGCAGAGUCGCCAUCUUCCCUUCUGCUCCCGCAGGAUGAGCUCAUCAAGAUCCGUCACGCAGCAAAGAUUGUGCCCAGACAGUUCCAUCGUCUUGUCGAGAUGCACACACUCAGCCAGAUUCCCGCGAACAACCGCAAGCUGGCCCGCAUCACGCGGAAGCACAAAGCAGCAGAUGCCAACGACCGUCGCUACUACUUCUGGAGGCACCUGACCAAGGAGAGGCUUUACAAUCACAACAGAGACCAGCUCAUGCAGGUCGACGAGAGUGAGCGGGUAGAAAAGAUCGAGGCGGCUCUCCCAGGACUGGAGGCCUCUUACGAAAGAAUCAUCCAGAGGGCCGAAAAAAGGCCAAUCACAACCGGCGAAGGAUCUGGGAAGACGGUUCCGACCAAGAGGAAGUACAUUAUCUCAGAUGACGAGGACGACGUGGAUGACGAGGAUGACGAUGAUGAGGCAGAGACAAAUCCCAAGAAGGCGAAGCUUGACGACGAGUGA
Molecule: messenger RNA, 1518 nt
Organism: Diplodia corticola
Lineage: Eukaryota; Fungi; Ascomycota; Dothideomycetes; Botryosphaeriales; Botryosphaeriaceae
Product: histone acetyltransferase type b catalytic subunit
Exons: 3
Coding region: 1-1518 (505 amino acids)
Biological process (GO): subtelomeric heterochromatin formation
Cellular component (GO): nucleus
Molecular function (GO): histone binding; histone H4 acetyltransferase activity
Source: RefSeq, a predicted model, not a curated record